Penicillium oxalicum is the source of this 444-nucleotide messenger RNA. RefSeq lists its product as uncharacterized. Bases 1 to 444 code for a protein of 147 amino acids. NCBI's taxonomy places the organism in Eukaryota, Fungi, Ascomycota, Eurotiomycetes, Eurotiales, Aspergillaceae. The record is from RefSeq and is a predicted model, not a curated record. The transcript has a single exon.
AUGCAAAACGGGCCCAGAAAUCCCCAAACGGUGGAUGGCAGCUCUUUUUGGCCGCCGCAGAGAAACGAGCGACGCAAGAACGACCGACGAAACUGCCACUGCCGCCGCUCACCACGGGAAGAGAGUGCAUUGUUCUUUCCAAUCCUCCUCGACUUUCGACCAGCCCACUCGACUCGACCACCUCCGAUCUUUCUCUCCCCUCUUGUCUUCACCUACAACACACUUUACCGUCAACCCCAAAUUCCAUUUGACCCCCCGCAUAUUCCCCUCUCUAUUCUGUCUUCCGACCGCUCUAUUACUCCCACCUUUGCAUCAUCCAAUUUUCUGCUCCUCGACCCUCGAUUCCGCCCUUGCUCAACGACAUCACUCGGCUGCAACACGUACAACCCCCGCCACAUCAUCCGCAUCCUCCGCCUGUUUUCCACCCCUCGCCUUUUUUUUUGA